UUCUCAGGUGACAAAUCAAUAAUAAACUUAUUUCAUUUUUUAAUAGAAAUAAAAAUGUCUUUUGAAAGUAUUGCACUGGGAAUUUUCCUCUUCUCCCAGAUUACAGUGGGAAUGAUUGGCAACUCCUCAAUACUAUUUUACUAUGUCAUUUUGAAAUCCACUGGAAAACAUCUAAUGCCCAAAGACUUGAUCAUAGAGCACUUGAUAUCUGCCAAUUUCUUAUUUAUCCUCUCAAAAGGCAUUCCACAAACACUGUCAGAUUAUGGAUAUAAAGAUUUCUUAGAUGAAUUUGGAUGUAAAUUGGUAAUGUACAUUUACAGAACAACAAGGGGGGUAUCCCUUUAUAUGAUGUGCCUAUUGAGUUGCUUCCAAGCAAUCACUAUCAGUCCCAGCAAUUACAGAUGGAUGAUGCUUAAGCACAGAACCACCAAGUACCUUGGUCCCUCCUGCUCAAUCAGUUGGCCUUUGCAUUUGUUUAUAAACAUCGUGACCCCUGCAAGAGUGUCUGGCCACAGUUACAACAAAAAUACAACUAACACGAUGAUUUAUGGUUCUUGUUCAUGGCUCCCUUCAGGCAAUUUUACAACUGUACUAUAUUUGUUUUUAUUGUGUUUCUCCGAUGGACUGUGUCUGGGUCUCAUGGCAUGCGCAAGUUUCUCCAUAGUGAAUAUCCUCUACAGACAUAAAAAUCAAGUCAAGCAUAUCCACAGUGCUCAGUAUGUUCUAAAAGUCUCCCCUGAAGACAGAGCCACCAAGAAUAUCCUCAUCCUGGUGUGCACAUUUGUUACCUCUUACUCAUUUUCCUCCAUUGUGGUCAUCUUUAUGACCUACUCCAAAUGUCCAAUGCUAUGGGGGGUAAGUGUAUUUACAUUCCUAGAAAUAUGUUUUUCCAUAUUUUGCCCCUUUUUUCUCAUCACCAACAUGAAGUCUCAGUUUUUUGUGUUUUCAUCCUGCUUUGGUAAAAGACAGCUUUCUCAAAUAAUGACACGUGGCUUCAUUGUAUGA
Messenger RNA from Rattus rattus (black rat), 1005 nucleotides. RefSeq names its product vomeronasal type-1 receptor 4-like. Bases 55 to 1005 code for a protein of 316 amino acids. Gene Ontology annotation, molecular function: pheromone receptor activity. The record is from RefSeq and is a predicted model, not a curated record. The transcript has a single exon. Gene Ontology annotation, biological process: G protein-coupled receptor signaling pathway. NCBI's taxonomy places the organism in Eukaryota, Metazoa, Chordata, Mammalia, Rodentia, Muridae. Gene Ontology annotation, cellular component: membrane.